AUUACAUGCUCUUUGGGGCUCUUACGCAGAAAUUCAGUACGCGUCGUGUCGUUCAGACGAUACUUGGGUAACCGAUAGCUGCUUCUUGUACUCCGCCGUUUUAAAAGCUUCUGCUUCCACCUACCAAGUUAGUGAAUUAGUGAAUCAGUUCAGAAAUGGUGUCAAAAAUAAACCUUCCAAACUUCUCGGAAACAAAGCUACCGAUUUUUGGACGGCGUCAUGUACAGUGUUUGCUGCUAUUUUGAGGGCUUUCGACCAUAAUAGAACUUGGAGCGGAUUGCGCUUGAUUAUACUUAGGAUCGUAUGAUCCAUACUCGUGUGUUUCUACAGUUCCAAUUAUUUAUUGUCGAAAACUCGCAAUUGUUGUUCGCGUUUAAAGUUUCUUUAAUUGAAAGGCAAGCGCGCGAAAUUUUAAAAGGAUCUCUUAUUUAGGUGAUUCAAGUACGCUCUAUCUCAUCUGUCCUUGUUUCUCCCGAUGCAAGUGGCACAAUCUACCUAAAAUUUCAACAAAAAAGGAUCAUAGUAUAACCGGGCGAUCAUUUUGCCGAAAAUCUCUGGAGCUCCAUAUUUUGGCACCCGCCAUGUGCAAUGUUUCUUGGUAUUCCUCGGUCUCUCGGCAGCCCUCAUGCAUCGUGUGAAUCUCUCUGUGGCAAUUGUGGCAAUGAUGGAUAGGAAUUCGACAAAUCCGAACUUUGAGGAAUAUCAAUGGUCGGAGAAGACGAAGUCGUAUCUGCUCAGCAGUUUUUUUUGGGGCUACUUUCUUACGCAGAUUCCCGCCAGUCAGCUGGUGCACAAAUUUGGUGGCAAAGUUAUGCUGCUUGGCAGUGUAUCACUUAGCGGCUUACUAGCUUUGCUGACACCGCUUAGCGCUCGUAUUGGUGACUGGAAAUUACUCUUUGCGCUACGCUUGUCUCAAGGCCUAAUACAGAGUGGCAUUUUCUCGUCGAUACACAUGCUUUUGUCGAAAUGGGUGCCGCCCGUAGAACGUGGCUCACUUGGCACAUUUUGCUAUAGUGGCAUGUCUUUUGGCAGUAUUGUAAUGAUGAUGUUUAGCGGUUGGAUUGCUGCAUCCUCAUUUGGUUGGCCGGGUAUAUUUUAUUUCUCCGGCUUGGUCAGCCUGAUAUGGGGUAUAGUUUGGUACUUUUUAGGCGCCAGCUCACCAAUUGACCAUAAAUGGAUAUCAGUAAAGGAAAAAUUAUUGAUCGAGUCAGCAUUAGUGACAGAACACGAGCAUACAUCCACAAAGACACCAUGGCUAAAGAUACUCACUUCAGUGCCUUUCUGGGUACUGCUGGUGGCACAGAGCACAGGCGCUUGGGGCUUUUGGACACUACUAACACAAAUUCCGUCAUAUAUGAAGAGCAUUUUGGGACAGGACAUCAAAAGCAAUGCACUAAUGUCGGCUACACCCUAUCUGGCUUAUAUGUUUCUAACAUUUGUAUUUUGUGCAUUAGCGGAUUUUCUAAUUAAACGUGGGUAUACGAGUGUAAAUGCAAGCCGUAAACUGUUCAACACCAUUGGUUUUUGGGUGCCGGUGGUGCCACUCAUCUUGCUUGGCUAUGUGCGCGCUGAUCAGAGCCAGUUAGCCCUGGGUCUACUAGUGAUCGCAGUUGGUGUGACUACCGCUGGUUCGCUAGGUUUUCUUACCAAUCACAUUGAUUUAUCGCCCAACUAUGCUGGCAUUCUGAUGGGGUUGGCUAAUUGUGCUGCGAAUAUUAUGAGCUUGCUUGCGCCAUUAACGGUGGGCUUCAUCGUCACAGAUGUGAAAAAUGUGCAACAGUGGCGUGUGGUAUUCUUCAUUGCGGCUGGCUUAUACUUUAUUGGUAAUCUAUUGUUUCUCUUGUUCGGUAAAACUGAAAUCCAAUCGUGGAACUACCCCAAAAGGCAUAAAGGCUCACGUGAUCAUAUAAAAUUUGAAACAAUUAAUAUGGAUAAUAUAAAGGAAUGAUAUAUGCAUACAUUUAUUAUAGGUAUAUCAGCAAUGGGAAAAUAUAAGUGAAAGAAAUUUUUCUACAGGUAUAAAGAAA
Anastrepha ludens (Mexican fruit fly) is the source of this 2027-nucleotide messenger RNA. RefSeq names its product putative inorganic phosphate cotransporter. Gene Ontology annotation, molecular function: transmembrane transporter activity. The record is from RefSeq and is a predicted model, not a curated record. Bases 626 to 1948 code for a protein of 440 amino acids. NCBI's taxonomy places the organism in Eukaryota, Metazoa, Arthropoda, Insecta, Diptera, Tephritidae. Gene Ontology annotation, biological process: monoatomic anion transport; transmembrane transport. The transcript has 5 exons. Gene Ontology annotation, cellular component: plasma membrane.